AUGGACGACUUCUCCCGCCCGGCGAAGCGAUCGCGACGCGAGACCUCGAUGCAGUCAUCAUUUACUAUCGACAUUCCCUUGCACCCCACCUACUACAGGGGCACACACCCUCCCCCCGGCAAAAUCCAGCUCCUGCCUGAGCAUAGCGACAAUACUGCUUAUAUUAUCCAGAAGAUCAUCGAUCCCGACAGCCGAAAACAACCGGAAACCUUACGAAAGCGACCUUUUUACAUCAUAGGAUGGAGAGAUCCGGAGCUGCGAGAGGCCCGCGUCGGGGUGGAAUGCAUGCACGCAUAUAGAUACGUAUCUCCGCGACAAGUGGAAGAGUUCGAAUACCAGGACCUGCUGGCGCGUGAGGCGGCCGAAGAGCAGGAGGCGCAAAAAGAGAUCGAUGCUUUGCUCUCACAGCAACAGCAGCAACAAAAAUCGCAGAAGUCCGGCGCGCCCAGGAAACGAGGUCGCCCGGGUCGACCGCCGAAAAAGAAAACCCCCGCAGGUGAGGAUGACGGACGUCGUGUUCCGUCGCUUUCCACGCCACAGAGAAAUCGGUUCAAUCUUUCUGCAGAUAAUCUGCAGGACCUGCAAAACGAAAUGGAGGAUCGCAUACGCAGCCAGAACAGUAUUAUUUCACUAGGUGAAGACGAAGACGAGGAAGCCGAGGAGGAUGACGAAGAUGAAGACGAAAUGCUCCAGCGCGUGCUCCUACAACAGGCAGAAAGGAACAGCAAGGCUGAGCGGUUCGAUGGAGAUUUUAAAAUCUCAAUACCCAGCCGUUCUGCUGCACGAACACAGCCUGCAUCUCGCAGAGGUCGUGGACCAGGCCGCCCGCCCAAGGUCAAACCCCUUGAUACACCUCAGACAGUUGUUCCACAGGCGGAGCAUAAUAGGCAUAGGCCAAGUCCAGGUGUAAGGCCCACCAGAGGCACGAAGUCCCGGGUCCCGGAUCGCUCAUCGGAACAGAUUCCAAAGAAUAAAGAAAGCGCGCCGGCACCGUCUCCGUCCGAAUCAACUAUCGUCACACGUCCAGCCCUCAUGAAACAGCCAUCCCUGGUCUCCGGACAUGACAGUUCCAUCUCCUCGCGCUCUGGAGGUUCGGCUCAAGAUGCGCCAGUCGCGCAACAGACCACCUUAGCCCAAACCAAGCGCGAAUCAACCACGCCCAUCCCACUGCCGAGCUACGUCAGAUCUAUAUCAAAAGGGGCCGCUCCCAGUUCCGCACCUCAGCCUCUGCCACAGGCGCAGGAAGACGAAACAGUUACUGGCGACAUAAUGGCUGUGGACACGCCGAAUGAGUGGGAUGUCCUGAGGCUUGAAGGCGUCAGAGUGGAGGAACACGACGGUAUAAAGACCCGCUACUUCAAGGUGCGGUGGAAGGGUGAUUGGCCGUCGGAUCAGAACCCAUCGUGGGAGUCCGAGGAUUGCAUAGAUCGCGCCACGGUCAAGGAAUUCUUGAGGGUUCUCAAAGAGAAGAAACAAGAAGCUUCCGCAAGGUCAUAUCCACAAAUGCCUACAGCGUCACACGGACCGGCCAGUGCCAAGACUCAAGGGACACUCAACGGAUGGCUACAAGCUAGGAGAGGUGCUGCGCCUGCACCUUAG
Pyricularia pennisetigena is the source of this 1599-nucleotide messenger RNA. RefSeq lists its product as uncharacterized. NCBI's taxonomy places the organism in Eukaryota, Fungi, Ascomycota, Sordariomycetes, Magnaporthales, Pyriculariaceae. Bases 1 to 1599 code for a protein of 532 amino acids. The record is from RefSeq and is a predicted model, not a curated record. The transcript has a single exon.